Messenger RNA from Cuscuta epithymum, 844 nucleotides. NCBI's taxonomy places the organism in Eukaryota, Viridiplantae, Streptophyta, Magnoliopsida, Solanales, Convolvulaceae. The record is from the annotation of a GenBank genome assembly.
AUUGAAUAGAUACGGAUCGAGUAUACAAUACGAUCGGAAAGAAGGAAAAGAUCGCGCGAUCGAUCAGAGAGAGAGAGAGAAUUAAGAAUGGGGGGAGGAAGCUGCGGCGGCGGCGGCGGCGCAUCAUCACCGUGCGCUUCCUGCAAACUGCUGAGGCGGCGGUGCGCGAAAGACUGCAUAUUUGCCCCCUAUUUCCCUCCCGACGACCCUCACAAGUUCGCCAUCGUUCACAAAGUUUUUGGCGCAAGCAACGUCAGCAAAAUGCUUCAGGAAAUUCCGGUGCAUCAGAGAGGCGACGCCGUGAGCAGCCUGGUGUACGAGGCGAACGCGAGGAUGAGAGACCCGGUCAACGGCUGCGUGGGCGCCAUCUCAUACCUGCAGAACCAGGUAUCCCAGUUACAGCUCCAGCUGGCCGUGGCUCAGGCCGAGAUACUGCGCCUCCAGCAGCAGCACGCCGCCAUUAUCUUGCCCACCGCGGCUCAGCUCUACUGCCGCGGCGGGGACGACGAUCACAAACCCCGGGUGUCGUCGCCACUGGUUAUGUCAUCAUCAGCAUCUCAGGCCGCCGCCGCAAAUAUGGGCGCAGCUGCUUUGACAAACUUUGGAAGCCUUCAGCCGCUGCAGUACUAAUACUCCGUAUAUGAUUAACUAAUACCUAGCUAAUUACUUGUAUAAUCUGCAGCAUUUUGAUGAAUUAAAUCCUAAUAAUUAAUUAUAGUAAUCAAUUAAGUGUUAUGUAUAAUCAUCAUCAUCAUCAUAUCAUGCACAUUGUACAUUUAAUUGGCUUGGCUGGACCAGGGCCGUUUUUUAGGGGGUUCAAUAGGUUAUCCAGAACAGGGCCCCC